AUGACAAGACCUCACAUUAUUCGCGCUGACGGCGACGACGACGACGUAUCGGAUUCAGACGAUCUCGCGGACGAGGUCUCCAAACGGCUCAACGGCGGCGCGAUGGACGAUGCAAGCAAGAAACACCAAGAUGCGCUGGCCAUCGCGCAAAAUGGAGGCACAUCGGGCAACUCCGACGACGGAGACAUGGACGACACGGACGAGAGCUUGGACGACGACAUGAUGGACAAGAUCUCUAGUUCGCCUUCGAUUGAAGAUGUCAUCAUCAUCUUCGCGGACCGAUAUACCGACGACGACGAUCGAUACGAUCAGUUCUUCGACGAGCUUUACGAGGAGUUAUGCGACGAUGCUGGCGGUAGUCUCUUUUACGGAAAAGAUUGGGUGGAGGAGCGGAGCGACAAGUUUGAGGAUAAGUUUGGACUGGAGAGUGUAGCACAGCAUGGGCCGAUAGUGGUUCGUCCACUUCGACUCCGCGGAUCUAGCUCCGAGGAUUUCGCGCAGCGUCGCGCUGAGAUGGAGCGGGCAGAAUGGGACGAGGCGGCCGAAGCAAACCUUGACGACGAACACGACGAACACGACAGCGAUUUUUCGCUCAUGAUACCCUACGAACCCUCGAUCGAAGAUGAUGAUGAUGACGAAUUUUCCUUCUCUGAUGACUCUAGGUUCAUUGCUGGUGGCUGGGGCAACGAGUGCUUACACGAAGCAGAGGACAUCGAUUUCGAAUUUGUCUACGCCCUCCACACCUUUGUCGCGACCGUCGAAGGCCAAGCGAAUGCCACGAAGGGAGAUACCAUGGUGCUACUAGAUGACAGCAACAGCUAUUGGUGGCUGGUGCGAGUGGUGAAGGACAGCAGCAUCGGUUAUCUCCCGGCAGAGCAUAUUGAGACGCCAACCGAGAGACUGGCGCGCUUGAACAAGCACAGGAAUAUUGACGUAGUCGCUCCCUCCCAGGAAGAGAUGAACCUAUCUGACUUAGAUCAGCUUUCCGCUACAAUGCUUGGAGACCAGGCUGGAGAGAAGUCCAAGAGCACGUUCAAGACGGCUCUGAGGAAGAAGAAGAAGACCGUCGCGUUUGCACCACCGACGUUUGUCGACUACUCGGACAUUGACUAUUCUUCGGAUGAAGAGGAUAUGGAGGAGAUGUUCUCUCAGCAGCAGGGACAGCAGCAACAGCAACAGCAGCAACAGGCUGCCACCCAGCAGUCAACUGAGGAGGCGGAAGAUGAGACGGCGAAGGUCGAGCCACUGAAGCCCAGGACGAUCAAGGAAGUCAAGGUUGCGGAGCCGGCCAAGAAAGAGGAGGUUGCAGAAGACGACGGGAAGCGUGACAGCGGAGAGAUAUUUGAGAAGCCAGAGGGCCCGAGUCGAUCGAGGAACGGCACUGUCAGGAACACCGACUCUUUCUUUAAGGACGAAACGGUCGAGACCAAGAAGAUCACGCUUACGCCUAACUUGCUUCGCGAUGACAACAGCUCACGACCCUCGACGACGGAAAGUGUUAAGCAACGACCCAGUCUGGACAAGUUGGACAAGGAGCUGCAACCCGACAAGAAGGAUGACAAGAAGAAGAAGGAUAAGGAUAAGAAGGAGAAGGACAAGAAGCCCAGCGCCAUCCGGAGCUUCUUCUCGCGUAAGGACAAGAAGAAGGUUGUGGACGAUGACGACGAGUCCUUUGGCAAGAGGUCGAUGGAUAUUGUUACCGAAUCACAAGACCGGGAGUCUGAGGAGCAGCCGUCGUCGCCGAGAACAAGCGGCGGAUCUUCAGGCGGGCCCGAACGGACAGCAAGCAAGCUCACGAAGCAACAGCCUAGGGUGGAGCCAUCACUGUCGAGGAAGGGGGCAACAACGCCACAAAAGUCUGCUACCCGUGAACUUAGCGAGUUCAUCUCUUCUGAAGGCCGACCCAACAACGUGUCGAAUGUGCCGCCAGCCUCUAUGCGUAUCGUCGAGGACGAUUCUUCCGAUGCCGACGCCGAACCGAAGAAGGCCGAGACCAAGCACUCGCAAAAGUCGUCCUUGUCCAAGAUCAUGCCUUCGAGAAGCAGCGAGCCCAAGGAGCCGAAACCCCAAAAGGUUACGAAGGCUAAGUCGCGUGUGGAACUCGACGAUUUCGACUCAUCUGGCGAAGAGAUUGACCCCAGUGGUCCCUCUGUGCAACAACCAGUUGAGGAGGAGCCGAAGGACGAGAAGCUGGUCCGCCCGGUGCCAGGUGCUUUCCCCGAUAGCUACAUGAGCGGUCAAAGCGCCCAGACCGACAGGACAAUCACUCCUUCGCAGCCUAUGCCCCAACCCCAGCCCACCGCUGCGGAUCGGGAGAAGGAUCGCCUCUCCGAGUCGCCGGUUCAAGUCUCUCCAGUUACGACGAGCAACCCGCCUGCGCUCAUGGUCGACACCUCCAGUCAGGAUGGCCACUCCUCAUCGCCAUCGCCAGAGCUCAUCGAUGCCGAUGAGGUGGGCAGACAUCGCGCUCAGGAUUCGAUGACUGCCAGCUCAACCUCAACAGGAGGGAGCACCACGGGCAGUAGCUGGAACGACGCGAAGCUCCGAGCAUUCUUCGACUCCAGCUCAGACAUCCGUGACAUGCUGGUCGUUGUGUACGACAAGAGCGAUGUUGCUCCCGCAGGACCGGAUCAUCCCGUCGCAGGAAGCUUGUUCCGCGAACAGAACGCCAAGUUGGCAGAAAUCACUACACAACUUGACAACAUGCUUGGCGACUGGCUAGCACGCAAGCAAAGACUUCGAGGCACGGUCUAA
Molecule: messenger RNA, 2754 nt
Organism: Colletotrichum chrysophilum
Lineage: Eukaryota; Fungi; Ascomycota; Sordariomycetes; Glomerellales; Glomerellaceae
Exons: 6
Coding region: 1-2754 (917 amino acids)
Biological process (GO): establishment or maintenance of actin cytoskeleton polarity
Cellular component (GO): cell tip; microtubule cytoskeleton
Molecular function (GO): protein binding
Source: RefSeq, a predicted model, not a curated record